Carica papaya (papaya) is the source of this 3475-nucleotide messenger RNA. Its product is annotated as Tetratricopeptide repeat (TPR)-like superfamily protein. The record is from RefSeq and is a predicted model, not a curated record. Gene Ontology annotation, cellular component: mitochondrion. Gene Ontology annotation, molecular function: mRNA binding; protein binding. NCBI's taxonomy places the organism in Eukaryota, Viridiplantae, Streptophyta, Magnoliopsida, Brassicales, Caricaceae. Gene Ontology annotation, biological process: mitochondrion organization; RNA processing.
CCAAUAAAGCAUGUAUCUUGCUCCACUUGUUCAAGCUUCCAUUAUCCCUGCACUUCCAUGAGGUAUGCCCGCCUCUCAUUCCAUGUAAAUUGAUAUAUGUACACACACGCACAUGUAUAUAUGCAUCUAUAAUUGUAUCUCUUCCUGCACAGAAUUGAGACUCUCAAUCUUCUUGCUCAGGCCUCUAUAUUGUAAGUAGUAUCCAUGGCGUCCUUGAAGUUGGUCAUUGCAGCGGACGCAGUUGGUUCAAAUAAGUUUAAUUUUCCCGUUAGUCCGAUUCAGUUGCCUGAUUAUUGCGCCAUUUCGUCAAUUAUUACUUGUAUGCACAGAGCUUGUGUAAUCACAUCUUUGAAUGGAGUAAGGCAUGUUAAGGUCUCUCGUUUUGAGAACGAAGGGCACCGAAUUGAUGAUGGCGUGGUUUGUUCCGAGGCAAAUGGGGCUUCAAUUGAGCAAAAACAGAACCCUAGUUUUAAACAUGAAAUUAAGAGGAGAAACCAGAGUGCAAAGAAAGGGGCAAAGAAGAAUGUUGGUUUCAAGUUUAGUUUAAGAAAUGUUAGCAGUGAAUUAGAAAGGGAGAAUAUUUUUGUCAAUGAUAACGAAUUGGAUGUAAAUUACUCUGCUAUUAGUUCUGGGUUGAGCAUGGAGCAUUGCAAUGCUAUAUUAAAACGACUAGAAAGAAGCAGUGAUAGGAAUACUUUGAAGUUCUUCGAAUGGAUGGAGAGUAAUGGGAAAUUGGAAGGGAAUGUAUUGGCUUAUAAUUUGGUUCUUAGAGUGUUAGGUAGGGAAGAAAAUUGGGAGAGAGUGGAGGCAACAAUUAAGGAGGCAAGGAAUCAUUUGGGUUGUGAGCUUAAUUUUCAGGUUUUCAAUACUGUUAUAUAUGAGUGUUCAAAAAAGGGGUAUGUUAAGCUGGGUGCAAAGUGGUUUCGUAUGAUGUUGGAGUUUCGUGUGCAGCCUAAUGUUGCUACCUUUGGCAUGCUCAUGGGUCUUUACCAGAAAAGUUGGAAUGUUGAAGAAGCGGAGUUUGCAUUUGCUCAGAUGAGAAAUUUUGCAAUUGUCUGUGAAUCUGCAUACUCAGCAAUGAUCACAAUCUAUACUCGAUUGAGAUUGUAUGACAAGGCAGAAGUGAUUAUUGGAUUAAUGAGAGCUGAUGAAGUGGUAUUGAACUUAGAGAAUUGGUUGGUAAUGCUGAAUGCUUACUGCCAGCAAGGUAAGGUAGAGUGUGCUGAACUGAUAUUGGUUGAAAUGCAAGAAGCUGGCUUUUCUCCAAAUAUUGUUGCAUACAAUACAUUGAUUACUGGUUAUGGAAAAGUAUCCAAUAUGGUUUCUGCUCAAAACCUAUUCCAAAGUCUUCAUGAUGUUGGAUUAGUUCCAGAUGAAACAACAUACAGGUCCAUGAUUGAAGGUUGGGGCCGUUCAAACAAUUAUAGAGAGGCAAAAUGGCACUAUAAGGAACUAAAGCGGUUAGGAUACAAGCCCAACUCAUCCAACUUGUAUACACUAAUAAACUUGCUGGCCAAACACGGGGACAAAGAGGGUGCUAUGGAAACUCUUGAUGACAUGCUAAAUAUAGGAUGCCAAUAUUCGUCAAUCCUUGGCACUCUUCUUCAGGCAUAUGAAAAGGUUGGAAGGAUUGAUAUGGUUCCUGUCAUUCUCAAUGAUUCAUUUCGUAAGCAUGUAUUUGUUAACCAGACUUCUUGCUCCAUGCUAGUCAUGGCUUAUGUUAAACAUGGCUUAGUGGAUGAUGCUAUGGAAUUGUUGCGGGAAAAACAGUGGAAAGAUCCAACCUUUGAGGCCAACUUGUAUCAUUUGUUAAUUUGCUCAUGCAAAGAGUUGGGUGAUCUUGAUAAUGCUGUGAAGAUAUACAAGCAAAUGGCAAAUUCUGAUGGCAAGCCAAACUUGCACAUCACAUGCACAAUGAUUGACAUUUACGGUGUCAUGGGUCAAUUUAAUGAGGCAGAGAAACUUUAUUUGAAGUUGAAAUCUUCUGGAGUUUCUCUCGACUUGAUUGCCGUCAGCAUUGUUGUAAGAAUGUAUGUGAAAGCUGGAUCCUUGAAAGAUGCUUGCUCUGUUCUUGCAACCAUGGAGAAGCAGAAAGACAUUGUUCCAGAUACUUAUUUGUUUCGUGACAUGCUCCGAAUUUAUCAACGAUGUGGUAUGCUAGAUGAGCUUACUGAUAUUUACUAUAAGAUUUUGAAAAGUGGAAUCACUUGGGAUCAGGAAAUGUAUAAUUGUAUCAUAAACUGUUGUGCUCGUGCUCUGUCGGUUGAUGAACUUUCUAGAAUUUUUGAUGAGAUGCUCCAGCGUGGGUUUACCCCUAAUACAAUCACCUUCAAUGUCAUGCUCAAUAUUUAUGGAAAAGCAAAGCUUUUCAAGAAGGUAAGGAAAUUGUUUUUGAUGGCUAAAAAGAGAGGCCUGGUUGAUGUAAUUUCUUACAACACUAUAAUAGCUGCUUAUGGUAAAAAUAAGGACUUCAAGAAUAUGGCUUCAACUGUUCAGAAAAUGCAAUUUGAUGGCUUUUCAGUUUCCCUUGAAGCUUACAACUGUAUGUUGGAUGCUUAUGGGAAAGAUAGUGAACUGGAGAGCUUUAGGACGGUCUUGCAGAGAAUUAAAGAAUCAAAACUUUCUUCUGAUUGCUACACCUAUAAUAUUAUGAUCAAUAUAUAUGGAGAGCAAGGAUGGAUUGAUGAAGUUGCAAAUGUGCUGACAGAAUUGAGAGAAUCUGGACUUGGACCUGAUUUGUGCAGCUAUAAUACAUUGAUAAAGGCGUAUGGAAUUGCUGGAUUGGUUGAGGAUGCAGUAAAUUUGGUAAAGGAAAUGAGAGAAAAAGGGAUACAACCUGAUAAGAUAACCUAUACCAAUCUGAUUGCAGCAUUACGGAAGAAUGAUAAAUUUUUAGAGGCUGUUAAGUGGUCUUUGUGGAUGAAACAGAUGAAAUUAUGAAUAGAACCUUUCGGAUAAUAUUUGGCCUAUUGUUUAUGAUUCGCACUAAAGACACAAUGAACUUCAGUCCUCACGUAAAUUCAUGGCUACAUAUUCUGCCCAUGAUUGAUGAUUUUUUACUGAUAGUUUGGGGUUCUGCAUCAAGUUUCCGAAACUGUAAUGGACACCCAAGUGAAACUACCCGUCUGGAGAAUUUGUUGGCAGCAUCUUCUGGUUAAAGCUUGGGAGAAUCCUUACCCAGUUUUCUUUCAUGAGAGUCCAAGAAGUACAACUACUGCAAAUGCAGCCAGCUGAUAGAGUGAGACAUCAGCAUAGAAUCAUUGGCAGAUAUGUAUAAAUAUAUAAAUAUGUGUAGGAGUAGUCUAGUUGAUGCAGUUGGGGCUUCCUGUUGUUAACAGCAAGAGUUUCAGAUUUUCAUUAACAGAAUACUGUUUGUUUCUCCUGGUAAUGAAGGAUUUGAGUGAAGCUGUAUCAAUGUCAAUAAUGUUAGCACUCUUUGAUUCUUGAUCUAUGUACUCCAGACCGUUGUGGCCAA